AGGCAUGCGCCCUGACCGGGAAUCCAAUCGGAGGUCCUUUGGUCCUCAGACCAGCACUCAAUGCACUGAGCAGCACCAUCCAGGGCUGUUUCUCCCUCUCACUUGGAUUUCCUAUUCUCCCCUAGGAAAACAAAGGCCCUUUCUCCCGAUUCACUGGGAGACACCGCCCAGCGCUGCCUCUGUGCUGAACCUCCCGUAGUCUAGGAGCUAACGUCCUUCAACAACCAGGGCACCUGCCUUUGCCCCCAGACCAAGAAGAGCAUGUGAGAAGCACCUUGUGUUAGGACUGGGAGAACAGAGGUCAGCAAACUGCGGCAUUUGGACGGCAAAGGCUGAAAUAUCUGUCAUCUGGCCCCUUACAGGAAAAGCUUUCCAAGUCCCGUCACAGAACACAACAUGGGGAUCAUGGGAGAUCACCUUGACCUUGUCUUAGGAGUGAUGCUCAUGGCCAGUCCGGUGCUUGGAAUUUCUCCCUGCUCCUCCGACGGUCGGAUUGCCUUGUAUCGCUCCUGCAACCUCACCCAGGUGCCCCAGGUCCCCAACACCACUGAGAACCUCCUGCUGAGCUUCAACUACAUCAAGAACGUCACAGCCUCCUCCUUCCCCAUCCUAGAGCAGCUGCGCCUGCUGGAGCUUGGGACUCAGAAGACCUCCUUCUCCAUUCACAAAGAAGCCUUCAGAAACCUGCCCAACCUUAGGAUCUUGGACUUGGGCAACAGUCGGCUGGACUUCUUGCACCCAGAGGCUUUCCAGGGGCUGCCUCAUCUGUUCGAACUCAGGCUCUUUUACUGUGAUCUGUCCGAUGCGGUAUUAAAAGACGGUUAUUUCAAAAACCUAGUGUCUUUGUCUCACCUGGACCUGUCCAAAAAUCAGAUUCACAGCCUUUCCCUCCAUCCUUCAUUCCGGGAACUAAAUUCCUUGGAGUCCAUCGACUUUUCCCUCAACGAAGUACCCACGCUGUGUGAGCACGAACUCCGGCCGCUCCACGGGAAAACACUCUCCUCCUUGAGGCUCGCUUCCACUCACCUGUACAGCAAGGUCUCGGUGGACUGGGGGAGGUGCAUGAACCCAUUCCGAAACAUGGUCCUAGACACCCUCGAUGUCUCGGGCAAUGGCUGGACCGUGGGCAUCGUCAGCAACUUCAGCCACGCCAUCCGUGGCAGCCAGAUCGCCAACCUGGUGCUUGCCCACCACAUUAUGGGGCCUGGGUUUGGCUUCCGUAACAUCAAAGACCCCGACCGGAGCACGUUCACCGGCCUGGCCAAGAGCUCAGUGAGAGGCCUGGACCUCUCACACGGAUAUAUCUUCUCCCUGAACUCCCGACUCUUGGAGACGCUCACGGAGCUGAAGCUCCUGAACCUUGCCCACAACAAGAUAAACCACAUUGCAGAUGGGGCGUUUUAUGGGCUCGACAGCCUCCAAGUUCUCAACAUGUCUUACAACCUUCUGGGGGAACUGUACGAUUCUAACUUCCACGGGCUCCCAAGCGUCACCUACAUUGACCUGCAGAAGAAUCACAUCGGGAUCAUUCAGGACGAUACAUUCACAGCCCUGAAAAGGUUACAGACCUUGGACCUCCGGGAUAAUGCUCUGAAGACGACUCGUUUCAUCCCAAGCAUCUCUACGAUCUUCCUGGGUGGCAACAAGCUGACGACUUUCCAAGACACCCGCCUCACCGCUGACUACAUCCAGUUAUCCGAGAACAGGCUGGAGAAUCUGGACGAUCUCUACCUCCUGCUCCAGGUCCCUCGGCUGCAGACUCUCAUUGUGAACCAAAACCGCUUUUCCCUUUGUGCCCAAACUCGUGCGCCUUCGGAGAACCCCAGCCUCGAACAGCUGCUCCUGGGGGGGAAUAUGUUGCAGCUUGCCUGGGAGGCCGGGUCCUGCUGGGAUGUGUUCAAGGGGCUUUCCCGCCUCCAGGUCCUGUUCUUGAAUGAAAACUACCUGACCUUCCUUCCGCCGGGAGUGUUCCGCCAUCUGGUCGCAUUAAGGGGACUCAGCCUCAGCUUCAACAGGCUGAGUGUGCUUUCUCCUGGCGACCUGCCCCCUAAUUUAGAGAGGCUGGACGUGUCGCGGAACCAGCUCCUCGCCCCCGAUCCUACUGUAUUAGCCUUGCUUAGUGUCGUGGACCUAAGCCACAACAAGUUCAUCUGUGAGUGUGAACUCAGCGCCUUCGUCAGGUGGCUCAACCAAACCGACGUCGCCAUAUUUGGGUCGCACGCAGACAUGUACUGCACGUACCCCGACUUGCUGUCUGGGACGCCUCUCUCCUCUCUGUCCACAGAGGGCUGUGAUGAGGAGGAAAGCAUACAGUCCCUAAGGCUCUCCCUUUUCAUCUUGUUCACUGUCACUUUGACGCUGUCCCUCGUGACCGCCGUCAUCGUCACGAAGUUCCGGGGCGCUUGUUUCUCCUAUUACGAGACAGCCCGGAGACUGGUGUUCAGGGGCCAGGGCAGCACGCGAGACUCUGACACGUACAAAUACGACGCCUACUUGUGCUUCAGCGGCAAAGACUUCGAGUGGGUGCAGGAUGCUCUGCUAAGACACCUGGACGCCCAGUACAGCGACCGAAACAGGUUGCACCUGUGCUUUGAAGAAAGAGACUUCACGCCGGGGGAAGACCACGUGGCCAACAUCCACGACGCCGUGUGGAGCAGCAGGAAGACUGUCUGCCUCGUGAGCAGACACUUCCUUAGAGAUGGCUGGUGCCUGGAGGCCUUUAGCUUCGCCCAGAGCAGGGGCCUCGCUGCCCUGGACAGCGCCCUCAUCGUGGUGGUGGUCGGGUCCUUGUCUCAGUACCAGCUGAUGAGACAUGAGUCCGUCAGGGGCUUUGUGCAGAAACGGCAGUACCUGCGGUGGCCCGAGGAUCUCCAGGACAUUGGCUGGUUUCUUAACAAACUCUCUCAACACAUACUAAAACAGGGAAAGGAGAAGAAGAAAGACAGUAGUAGCAUUCCGUUGCAAGUCAUAGCAACCAACUAACUCCCAGUCAAAGGAGUUGUUUUCGACUGAUGUCAAGCCACAGAUAACUCUCCCCCUCUUAUUGGCACAUUUGGGGGUCUCUUUUGAAGUUUCUUUUCCCUACUAUGAAAAAAAAAAACCCCAUAAAACUCUUGAUUUGCAUAGCAAC
Molecule: messenger RNA, 3130 nt
Organism: Phyllostomus discolor (pale spear-nosed bat)
Lineage: Eukaryota; Metazoa; Chordata; Mammalia; Chiroptera; Phyllostomidae
Gene: TLR5
Product: toll like receptor 5
Exons: 3
Coding region: 397-2982 (861 amino acids)
Biological process (GO): immune response; inflammatory response; toll-like receptor signaling pathway
Cellular component (GO): membrane
Molecular function (GO): transmembrane signaling receptor activity; protein binding
Source: RefSeq, a predicted model, not a curated record